AGAACAGAUGCACAAAAUAUAAACACAAUCAUUAAUUAAUAAAGCAAAGAGGCAGAUAAAAUCAAUCCAUAAUCAAUCCAGUGAAUUGUUACAGAAAAUGCAGUAAAAACUUGUUUAUUAAAAAAAAAACGUAUGACAGUGUCCCCAACAGUUUAUCAAAUCAGCUCCAUCAUAACCCACAAAAUAAACACAGAAACAAACACAGACUCCAGAGAUGCACAUGCAUUCCUUAAACGGACCACUGUGUCACUUCUGCUCUUUAACUCCAGUAAAUUCAGAAUGCAGCGUUUUAACAGCGUGCUAUCGCUACUUUUGCGCUUGUAAAACAUUUCCAAACAAGCACACAAACAUUUACACCCAUGAAGACAAACAGUUGGUUGGGCCGGGACCCAUGUGAGGGGAGUGUGGUCUCACACGCAGCUAGCGCGGCUCUACUAGGUGGCGUCUCCCCACGCUGGGAUUAGCUGUCUUCUCUUUCAGCACUCCCUGAAUUCCAUUCCGCCUUUUACUUUUUCGGCAGCGCUCUCUCUCUCUCUCUCUCUCUCUCUCUCUCUCUCUCUCUCUCUCUGCACAGGACUUCCCAGUGACUUUGCAACACAGCAUUCAGCCUACAACAAGUCCCAAGUUUCGGAGCGCAACGGGAGGAGAAACAAGUUUGGAGCCCUCCUUUGGAAUCGAUAUUGUUGCGUUCCAACUGAGAAAAACCAAACAAGUGCGUAAAGGGAUCCGUUUUACCUGUGGAUGAAGUCCCACCGGGUGCGGGACGCAGAGGAGCAGUCGGGUUUCUUCACAGAGAAGAAAAGUCGGGAAAAGGUGCACCGCUCCAGUGGCCAGGAGGAGUGAGGGACCUUUUUUUUUUUUUUUUUUUUCCUCCCUUUUUUCCCCCAGCAGUCGCAGCCUGUGCUGGGUUGGUGGAAAAUGGGCACUCCGACCACAGCGACCUGUGGACUUAUCCUCUCUUUGAUAGUCUCAUGCCAGCUGGUUACUGUGACACAGGCCUCCAAGGUGUGGGGAGAGGUCCCUCUGCCUGAAGAUUUGGAGGCAGAAAAAGAUGUCCAGGCGUCUCAGAGUUUACUGGAUGAUGACGAGGACUUUGCUGCUGAUGAAGCUUCAGGAGAUCUGCCCAGUGGAGAGGAUGAUGGAAGCACACCGUGGCCUCCGUCUGAGAGCACAAAACAUUGGUUGGACUCUUCAUAUCUGGGGAACAUACAGAGCCCAGUCGAGCCAGAGUACAUUUAUUACAGAGCUCUCGUCAACUUCACCGACUCUCUGGUGUAUGGCCCUGAACUCGAGGACAUCUUCUCUCCCGCCUUUAAUGAGAUUUCUGAAGCAGUGGUUGACACGCUGGAGUCAGAGUACAACAGGAUUCCAGGUGUCCAGACGGUCAGCGUGGUCCUCAUUAAAAAGAUGAUCAGAGAGGAUGGCGUUGAUGUGUUUGUGGAACUGGAUGUGGGUUCUGACUACAACACCAACGACGAACAGAUCCGCAGCGUACUGUACAACGUGGUGAAGGAGGGAGCCAUCGCUUCCUACGUCACAUCGGUCCAGGGCUUUCAGUUCAGACGACUUGGAGAAGUAACCCCCAGUAUAAGACCCUGCAUGGCAGAUGAGCACAGGUGUGGUGAUGGGAUAUGUAUCCUGAUGGAAUACCUGUGUGACAACAGACCAGACUGCAGAGACAUGAGUGAUGAGACCAAUUGUGAAACAAAAAGGCCCGUCGUUACAGUCGUUACAACACCUGCCACCACAACCACCACCAUCAAGAAGCCACCGCGUCCCCCCAGCCCACCUGGACCAUGCAGAGCUGAUCAGGCCACGUGCCAGAGUGGAGAGUGUAUUCCUCGAGACUAUGUCUGUGAUGGAGAGAGGGACUGUUCAGACGGCAGCGACGAGUUCAGAUGUGGUACUCCGUCUCCCUGUGAACCCAAUGAGUUCAAGUGUAAAAAUGGCCGCUGUGCCCUCAAGCUUUGGCGUUGCGAUGGCGACAAUGACUGUGAGGAUAACUCAGAUGAAACAGACUGCCCCACCAAGGGUCCUGGUGACAGGUGUGCUCCUGAGCAGUUUGAAUGCCUGAGCGAUCGCACCUGCAUCCCUGCUAGUUACCAGUGUGAUGAAGAGCCAGACUGCCCUGAUCGCUCCGAUGAGUACGGCUGCACCCCUCCUUCUGUAACGAGCCCGCCAGAGGAGUCCAUUCAGGCAGCACGGGGGGCCACGGUGACGUUUACUUGUCAAGCUGUUGGAGUUCCAACCCCAAUCAUCACCUGGAGACUCAACUGGGGACACAUUCCAGUCAGCAGCAGGAUCUCCAUGACCAACGAGAACGGCCGUGGCACCCUCACCAUUCGCGAUGUGAAGGAGGCGGAUCAGGGGGCGUACACCUGCGAGGCCAUCAAUGCUAAAGGCCUGGUGUUCGGCAUCCCUGAUGGAGUGUUAACCCUCACGUCAAAUCCAAAUUCGGGCAACUGUCCUGAUGGCCACUUCAGUGUGAGUGGCCGCUGUGUGUCCUGCUUCUGUGCUGGAAUCACCAAAAACUGCAAGAGCACUGGACGCUACCGCAACCAGAUCAGCCUGCGUUUCACUGAGGAGGAAGACUUCAAAGGAGUGAAUGUCACAUACCCCUCCAGGCCAGGCACUCCUCCUCUCUCCUCCACGCAGCUCCUUAUUAACCCUGAGAUGGAAGAAUUCCAGCUUGUCGACCUCUCGCGCCGUUUCCUCAACCUCGACUCCUUCUGGACUUUGCCUCGCCAGUUCCUGGGCAACAAAAUUGAUUCCUAUGGAGGAUCCCUGAAGUUCAAGGUGCGGUACACACUGGCCCGCGGUCUGUCUGAGCCUGUGGAGAAACCUAAUGUGAUGCUGGUUGGAAACGGACGCAGGCUUGUGUACCGCAGAGGCAGCGGCACCCCUCCCAAUGUGGUCAACCAGAAAGAGAUCAAAUUCAUUGAAGACAACUGGCAGCACUCUAACGGUCGUCCUGUGAGCCGGGACGAGCUGAUGAUGACUUUGGCCAACCUGGACAGCAUCAGCAUCCGCACCAUCUACGACAACCACAUGGUCAGCGUGGCGCUCAGUGAUAUCGUCAUGGAUACCACCACUGUGGAGUUCAGCACUCUGGGUCACGCCAAGGAUGUCGAGGAGUGCAGAUGUCCUCCUGGCUAUACGGGUCUCUCUUGUGAGAUGUGCUCCUCUGGAUUCGAGCGGGUCCCUGGUGGCUCCUAUCUUGGCACCUGUGCUGGUUGUAACUGCAACGGACAUGCCACGGCCUGUGACCCAAUCAGUGGACACUGUCUGAGCUGCCAGCACAACACAGAGGGCCCUCAGUGCGACAAGUGUCGCCCUGGCUACUUUGGUGACCCGAGCCGAGGUCGCCCCGAUGACUGCAAGCCCUGCCCCUGCCCUUACUCUGAGACCUCACGGCGGUUCUCCGACACCUGCUUCCUCAACAUUGACCAACAGCCAACGUGUGAUGCCUGCAAGCCCGGCUACACAGGAAGACGCUGUGAAAAGUGUGCUCCUGGCUACCAGGGUAACCCCCUUCUGCCCAAUGGAAAAUGCGUUCCUAACCAAAACUCAAAAUGUGAUAACAGAGGAACUGUCAGCUCCAGCAGCCGGCCGUGCAGCUGCAAGAACAACGUGGCAGGCGCUUUGUGCGACGAGUGUAAGCCUGGGUUCUUCCACCUAUCAGAGACCAACCCUGAAGGCUGCCUGCGUUGUUUCUGCAUGGGCGUCACCAAACAGUGCGCCAGCUCCACUUGGAACAGAGAACAGGUGCGAGGAGGAGUGAACGGGCAGCUCUUCUCCCUCUCCAACUCCGCCAACACUAAGACUAUCUCUGAAGGCAUCACCCAGAGGGGCUCCUCUGAAGUUGUCUACCGCUCCUUCUCAAGUGUCCCCAACGACAUCUACUACUGGGUCCUGCCUCAGAGCUUCAGAGGAGAUAAGGUGACGGCGUAUGGAGGGGAGCUUCGCUACACAGUGCGAUUCGAACCGUACCAGCGCUCACUGGUGAUUGACGGUCAGCCGGAUGUGGUCCUCCAAGGCAAUGGCAUCUUCCUGGAACACUACUCCCAGACUAAACCUCUCCCACGAGCCCCACAAACUGUCACUGUGACCUUCAGAGAGUCUGCAUGGCGUCGCGCUGAUGGGCAGCCGUGCACUCGUGAACACCUGCUGAUGACUCUGGCUGACAUUACAGUCUUCAUGAUCAGGGCCACCUAUGCAGACAACAUUGUUGAGAGCAGUAUCUCAGAUAUCAAGAUGGACAUUGCUGUUCCUCACUCAACUGGGAACGAUCGUGCUCUGGAGGUGGAAGAGUGUGCCUGCCCUCAGGGCUACAGAGGACCAUCGUGCCAGGAAUGUGAUGAGGGUUACACUCGGACCAGCUCUGGCCUUUACCUGGGCACUUGUGAGAGGUGCGACUGCAACGGUCAUGCCAGCGGCUGUGAACCAGAGAGCGGCAGGUGUCUGCAAUGUCUCCAUAACACUGCUGGACCAAGAUGUGAGCGCUGUCAGACUGGUUUCUAUGGUAACCCUUUAACGGGUGGUGCUCAGGCCUGUCAGCCCUGCCCCUGUCCUGGAGCCACUUCCAGCAACCAAUUCUCCUCAACCUGUCAUCUGGACUCUGAUGGUCAGCCGACCUGUGACAACUGUCCUCCUGGAUUCACUGGCCGACGCUGUGAAAGAUGUGCGGCAGGAUACACUGGCAACCCAUUGCUUGGGCAGAGAUGUAGCGUUGGAAAUGAACUCAAUGGUAACUGCUAUAACUGUGACCAAAGAGGACAUGAAAGCUGCAACGGUGGUGUGUGCCAGUGCAAGAUGAACGUUGAAGGCUCAUCUUGCUCGAGCUGUAAGCCUGGAACUUUCCAUCUCAGCCAGGAUAACAAAGAUGGCUGCCUGUCCUGUUUCUGUAUGGGUGUCACUCAGCAGUGCUCCAGCUCUACCCAGUAUAGAGACCUGGUGUCCUCAGUCUUCUCUCCAGGGAACUUUCAGGGAUUCGCUCUGGUGAACCGUCAACGCACCAAUCGCAUUUCCACUGGUUUCACUGUGGAAGUUUCUACUGAAGGAACUCAGCUGUCCUACAGCAACUUUGACUACCUGGGACAGGAGCCUCACUACUGGCAGCUUCCAGGGGUUUACCAGGGAGACAAGAAAGACUCUGUCUUUGCUCGCGGGAAACGAGCAGACCAGGGUGAAGUCAGACAGCUGGACGAUGAGGUCUGGGCACUCCUCUCUAAUUUCUCCAAUGGACGACCUGGUUCCCCUCCAAUCUUUCCCGCCUCUAAAUCUUCCUCCUUUCCCUCUUCCUCCUCUUCGUCUUCUUCCUCUUCUCGAGUCCCAACUCCCUCUUCUUCUUCCUCUCGAUGGUCUUUGCGUAACCUGAGCCCUCCUUCUUCUCCAUCCGGUAUCUCCUCCUCAGUUAGACCAACCCGGCCCCAACCCUACUCCCCAGGCCAUGCUCCUCAUCUGCAGAGCAAGAACACAGUGAGCAAGACUGCUGGUGCUUCUGGGGGCAACAGCAAGUACGUUCUGGUCUACAAAGGUUUCAGCUUGCAACAGGAUGAUCUGCUCUACUGGCAGCUCCCAUCGCAGUUCACAGGGGAUAAGGUUGGUUCUUACGGCGGCAAACUUAAAUACACCAUUUCCUACGUGGCUGGUCCAAGGGGAACACUACUUGACGACGCUGAUGUCCAGAUUAUCGGUAAUGACAUCACCUUGGUAGCUCAACAGCCUUGGACGAGGAGGCAGCAGGGCAGCAGAGAGACCAAACAGUUUGAGAUUGUCUUCAGAGAAGAAAACUGGCGUCGACCUGACGGCAUGCCCGCCACCCGGGAGCACCUGAUGAUGGUUCUGGCCGAUCUCGAUGAUAUCCUGAUUCGAGCAUCUUACUCCAGUGAGAUGCGCUCCUCCAGCAUCUCUGAUAUCAACAUGGAGGUUUCUGUACCCAACUACAGCGGCUUGGCUCAGGCCCUCGAGGUGGAGCAGUGCCGCUGCCCACCUGGAUACCAGGGGCUCUCCUGCCAGGACUGUGCACCUGGAUACACUCGCACUGGAGGAGGCCUGUACUUGGGUCACUGUGAGCUCUGUGAGUGCAACGGCCACUCUGACUCCUGUCACCCCGAGACAGGCAUCUGCACGAGCUGUCUGCAUAACACACAGGGGGAGCUCUGUGAGCAGUGCGCUCCUGGUUUCUUCGGCGACCCCACUGUUGGCACUCCGGAGGACUGCCAGCCCUGCGCCUGCCCUCACACUGACCCAGACAACCAGUUCUCUCCUACCUGCGAGAGCCUUGGAAAUGGAGGUUACCAGUGUACUGCCUGUCAGCCUGGCUACACCGGCCAGUACUGUGAGCGUUGUGCUCCUGGAUAUGUUGGCAACCCACAGGAGAGAGAGAAGUGUCGUCCAAACGAUGUUGCAGCCUCCCUGGUAGUGAAGGUUUAUCCAGAAAGGGUCCUGGCGUCACAGGGCGGCCCCGUCACUCUGCGCUGUCAGGUGUCUGGAUCUCCUCCACACUACUUCUACUGGUCCAGAGAGGAUGGACGGCCCAUCUCCGGCAGUGCUGACAGACGCAGACAAGGAGCAGAACUGUACUUCCCCAACGUCCAGCCGAGUGACGCUGGCGUUUACGUCUGUACCUGCCGGGACCAGCGUAGCACGAACAGGAGCCGGGCUGAAAUUGUUGUCACAAGUGUCCAGUCCAAAGCCAUUGAGGUAACAGUUGAGGAGCCGAAAGCUCAGACUGUCAGAGUCGGAUCUACUGUCAGCUUCAUCUGUACUGCAAAGAGCAAGUCACCCGCCUACACACUGGUGUGGACCCGGAUAGGUAACGGGAAACUUCCCAACCGUGCCAUGGACUUCAACGGCAUCCUGACAAUUCAGAACGUCCAACCAGAGGAUGCCGGCGUCUACAUUUGCACCGGCUCCAACAUGUUUGCCAUGGACGAGGGCAAUGCCAUCCUCUACGUGCCAGAGGCCUCACAGACUCAGAUGUUUUACACAGCGUAUGAAAUGUUUGAAGGACACAGAAAGCCUGCAGAGGGGGCCCAACCCGUGGCCACCAUCAGUCCCUCAGUGCUGAAUGUCCAGCAGGGCCAGCGGGCAGAGCUUCGCUGCACAGUGACUGGAAACCCAACCCCGGCCAUCGAAUGGAUCGGAGGUCCAGGGAACAGAAUGAGUCCCAGAGCCGUGAUCCGAGGUGGCGUGCUGACCUUCACAGCAGUGGACCCGGCUGAUGAGGGAGAGUACACCUGCAAGGCCCUGAACACUCAUGGCGAGCACACAGCACGGGUUUCCCUCUUUGUUCAAAAAAAUAACCCAAGCGGCCUCGGCACCCAACCACAAGUCCAAGUCAGUCCCCAAAAUAUUGAGGUCCACGAAGGCGACACCCUGAGGUUGUACUGCAGAGCAUCAGGAUCACCCACCCCGAAGCUCACCUGGCUGAAAAAUGGAGGACAGAUCCCUCCCCAGGCCAUUCCCUCUCACGGUUUCCAUCAGUUUAAAAGCAACAGUCUCGAUGUGUUACAGAGACGUAUUGAGGAGCUGCAGGCACGAAUGGACCGCACCGACAUCGGUACUCUGCUCAUCCCCAACAUCAAGAUGUCUGACUCAGGCACAUACAUGUGUGUUGGCAGCAACAGCGUCGGCUCAAAUAGCUCUCCCAUUAAAGUCAGCGUGCUCAAAGCCGACCAUAACUCCGCAGCUGUUAGCAUCCAGCCAUCUAUAGCUGACGUCCAGGAGGGCCAGAGUCUGGAGCUCAACUGUUUUGCUCCUGGAAAUCCUCCUCCCCCAGUCACCUGGACGAGAGCCAGUGGGCGCCUCUCUGCCAACCACCAGGUUGUGGGCAGCCAGUUGCGCAUCCUGUCAGCCUCUCCAGAAGACUCAGGAGACUACAUCUGUCGGGUUCAGGGCAACCCGUCAGGAUCCCAUAUUCAUCAGGCCUCUGUGUCCGUGUCCGUCACUUCAUCUUCUUCUCGCCUACAGAGCCCAAUCAUCGCCAUUGAACCCCACAGUGCUGCAGUGCGCAUGGGGGAGUCGGCCAGCUUCAGAUGCAGGGUGUACAGUGGAGCCCAGCCUGUUCGACUGGAGUGGAAACUGGCCAGCAACCAGCCGCUGCCAGAUAAUGCUAAAGUUGCUCCUGAUGGUUCUGUUAUCACCAUUACCAAUGCUCGCCCCAGCAACCAUGGUGCCUACCGUUGUGUGGCCAGCAACCCAUUCGGCAUCACCCAUACCAUUGUGUCUUUGAUUGUUAAAGAGUCUCCUGUGGCUACUGUCACACCCGUUGGGCCCGUGCGGGUCAGGGUGGGUGAACCCAUUAAUCUGGAGUGCCAAGCAUCAGGAGAGCCUCGUCCCUCAGUCUCAUGGCACAGGCUAGACAACAACCGCAAGACCAUGCUGAGCAGCCCUGUGCCCAUGGAGUCCAAUGCAGUCAUGCAGAUUCUAGUAGCACGUCCAGAAGACAGCGGCACAUAUGUGUGUGCAGCUCGCAACAAUGAGGGCACUACCGAGACUAAGGUAGAAGUAUUCGUCGUGGGAGGACCCCAAGUGCCUACAGUGCCCAGGGCCUCCGUUCCUGAGCCGCUCAUGGUUGUGGUGGAGGGACAGACUACAACGCUACGCUGUGAGGCACAUGGUUUCCCCUCCCCAAAGAUCACGUGGUCCAAGCUGCGGUCCCCUCUGCCAUGGAGACACAAGGUGGUGAACAACAGCCUGGUGCUGCCCACUGUUGGCCGGCAGGACUCUGGAGAGUACAUCUGUAGUGCCACCAACAACAUGGGCACCACUGACGUCACCAUCAUGCUCGAUGUAGAGACUCCUCCUUAUGCCACCUCUGUGCCUGAUGAUGUGGCUGUGCGGGUUGGGGAGGUGAUCCGGCUGCAAUGCCUGGCUCACGGUACUCCUCCCUUGACCUACACUUGGAGCAAGCUGGACGGAAACCUGCCUCCAAGAGCUCAGGCUAGUGGAGGGGAUCUCCAGAUCAACCUGGCGACCACGGAGGAUGCUGGGAGCUACAAAUGUGUGGCCAGCAACAAAGUGGGCAACAGCGAAGUGGUUGCUAAAGUCAUGGUCAGAUCCCCCUUGGCAGUGCGGGUAUCCCCUCAGGUUGAGGUUAAAGCCCAGGGCAGUGCUGUGGAGUUUACCUGUUCGGCAGCAGGUGGCAUAGAAACCAAGAUUGAGUGGUUGAAGGAAGGAGGAGCCCUGCCUCCGAACCACCAUGUCAAGGAUGGAGUGCUGAGGAUUGAGAACCUUGAGCAGAGCAAUGAAGGUGUUUACAUCUGCAGAGCGAGCAGUGUCUAUGGUCAAGCACAGGACACUGCCAGGUUGACCAUUCAAGCUCUGCCAAAGGUAAUGAUCAAUGUACGCACCUCAGUGCAGACUGUGAUGAUUGGGAACUCUGUGGAGUUUGAAUGCCAGGCUGUUGGUGACCCAGAGCCCACUGUCAAGUGGAGUAAAGUUGGUGGGUCUCUGCCGGCCCACAUCAUGGUGAAGGGUGGCAUGCUGAAGAUCGACCAGGUGACGGAGGCUGAUGCUGGCCAGUACCGCUGUACGGCUACCAACGAUGUAGGCUCAGUGCAGUCUCAGGUGGUCCUUAAUGUCCAGUCUCUUCCUCAAAUUGCUGCGUUGCCGGAAACUAAGGAGGUGACGGUCGGGUCGGAUGCAGUCUUGCCCUGUGUGGCUUCCGGAUACCCUGUACCUGAGAUCAAAUGGUCCAAGCUGGAGGGAGAGCUUCCUCCAAAGUGUUUCCAGGAGGUCAACGUGCUGACGGUUCCUCAGGUCAGCCAUGAGGAUUCUGGCACAUACGUCUGUACUGCCUCUAACAAACAGGGCAAAGUGGAAGCCUUUACUACACUUGAAGUCCAUGAGAGGGUGAUGCCAUAUUUUGCCCAGGAACCCGUGUCCUACCUGACCCUGCCGACCAUCAAAAAUGCCUACAAAGCGUUCAGCAUCAAGAUCAGCUUCAGACCUGAUAAUGUUGAUGGUCUCAUAUUGUAUGCUGGUAUGAUCCUGUACAACGGCCAGAGGAGGACCACAGGAGCUGACUUCAUCUCUCUGGGACUUGUCGGUGGCCGCUUGGAGUUCAGGUUUGACGUGGGCUCUGGCAUGGCCACCAUUCGUGACCCCAACCCCAUUAAACUGGGCGAGUUUCACACAGUUGAGCUGUAUCGCAACCACACCCUGGGAUAUAUCAUUGUAGAUGGAGGGGAGCCCAUCAAUGGCAGCUCACAGGGCAAGUUCCAGGGCUUGGAUCUGAAUGAGGAGCUGCAUGUGGGUGGUUACCCCAACUACACAGUCCUCGCCAAAACUGCAGGCAUCAAGACUGGUUUUGUGGGAUGUAUUCGUCAGCUAGUCAUCCAGGGUGAAGAAGUCAUCUUUAAAGAUCUUGACCGCAGCUCUACUGGCGUCACAAACUGUCCCACUUGCAAAGAUCACCCAUGUCAGAAUGGAGGAAGAUGCGAGGACUCCGAUGCCAGCUUGUAUAAAUGCAGCUGCCCCAAAGGAUUCACAGGCAGCAACUGCCAGCACCACUCAUCUCUGCACUGUCACUCAGAGGCUUGUGGACCAGAUGCUACCUGCAUCAACCGCCAAAAUGGCCUGGGCUAUGACUGUCGCUGCCAUCUUGGCAAGUUUGGAAAUAAAUGCAUGGAUGGGGAGCUGGUGACCACUCCACUGUUUGAUGGUGAGGAGUCAUAUAUAGCCUAUCCUCCCCUGACCAACAUCCACGAUGACCUGCGCGUUGAGCUAGAGUUCAAGCCAGUGGAGCGAAAUGGCCUGAUGUUCUUCUGUGGUGGGAAAAAAAUGAAGGUGGAGGACUUUGUAGCCAUUUCCAUGGUGGAUGGACAUGUAGAGUUCAGAUACGAGCUGGGCACAGGCCAAGCUAUCCUUCUCAGUCCUGAGCCAGUCUCUCUGGGCCAGUGGCACAGAGUUGUGGCCGAGCGGAACAAGAGGGCCGGCCACCUGAAGGUCGACCAAGGCCCAACGGAGAGGAAAACGUCUCCAGGAAAAGCCCAAGGCCUCAAUAUCCACACUCCAAUGUACCUGGGAGGAGUGCCCAGCAUGGAAAUUCUGCCUAAGCCUGCCAAUGUCAGCGAAAUGUUUGACGGCUGCAUAGGAGAGGUUUCUAUCAACAACAAGAAGGUGGAUCUGUCCUACAGCUUCACAGACAGUAGAUCUAUCAGCAAAUGUGUGGACAACAGCCCCUGCGACCGCCGGCCCUGCCUGAAUGGUGGUCACUGCAUGUCUAGUGCUGAAUACGAGUACCAGUGUCUCUGUAAGGACGGGUUUGAAGGUGAGCGUUGUGAGGUGGUGAAAGACGUGUGCCAAAGCAACCUUCAGUGCGAAAAUGGUGGUAGCUGCAUCGACGGCCAGUGUGUGUGUACACCCGGGCACACCGGCCUAAACUGUGAAGAAAGCCAGGUUUCCAGCUUACCCGAGGCCACGUGGAAUUCGGAAGCUAGCGAGGCAAAUGAUUCACCCUACCAGUACGCAGCUCAUUUCAACAACGAUGGAUACAUCGCCCUUCCUAAAUCCAUUUUCCCAAGAAGUUUUAGUGCCCAUGACUCACCAGAGACAAUUGAAAUGGAGAUCAACACCGGUUCCUCUGAGGGCCUGAUCCUGUGGCAGGGAGUGGAACACGGAGAACAUGGAAAAGGAAAGGACUUCAUCAGCCUCGGCCUACAGAAUGGACACCUUGUUUUCAGUUACCAGCUGGGAAGUGGAGAGGCAGAGAUUUUGUCCAGAAAAUCCAUCAAUGACGGCAAAUGGCAUAAGAUUACAGCAGUCAGAGCUGGGAAAGAUGGAUACAUCCAGAUUGAUGGAGGAGCCACACUACAUGGACAAUCUAAAGGCAAAAGCCUCAUGGUCAACACCAAAGGCAGUAUAUACCUUGGUGGAGCCCCAGACAUGGCUGCUAUGACGGGAGGCAAGUUUUCAUCAGGAAUGACGGGCUGCGUGAGGAACCUGACGCUGAUGAACGCCCGGCCGGGGCAGCAGCCAGUCCAGGCCAUCGACCUGCAGGCCCACGCGGCCCACGGCAUCAACGUGCAGCCAUGCUCUUCAUAGGCGACACCGCGCGCACACAUACACACACACCUACACACACACACACACACACACACGUAGGCAAACACACACAGAGACUAUGGAGUGAUGUCAAACACACACACACAGCAGACUCACACACAGAGAGACUCACACACAUAAAGCCUGAUAAAAACUUGGUGCUUUGCUGCUACCAAACAAAAAA
Stegastes partitus (bicolor damselfish) is the source of this 12235-nucleotide messenger RNA. RefSeq names its product heparan sulfate proteoglycan 2 (gene hspg2). The coding region runs from base 919 to 12051 and encodes 3710 amino acids. NCBI's taxonomy places the organism in Eukaryota, Metazoa, Chordata, Actinopteri, Pomacentridae. Gene Ontology annotation, molecular function: calcium ion binding; protein binding. The transcript is spliced from 87 exons. The record is from RefSeq and is a predicted model, not a curated record.